CUCUCUCUCUCUCCCCGUCUCCCCGCUCCUUUCCCAAAUCUGACCGCAGCCGCACGACGCACCUACCCAACCCAGAGCAGCAGCAGCAGCCGCCGAGACCUAGCCCGACCCGGCCCCUCGCGCGCCCGGGAAGCCGGCCUCCGCCGCGCCGCGCCGUGGCCGCCGGGCACCUCCCGGUAGGGGGCGGCGCCUCGUCUCUUUGAUGCGCCGUGAAGGAAUUGGGAGCAAGAAGCCGUGAUGUUUACUCCGCAGGGGAAAGGAUGGAACGGCUGGUCCACGCCGUCUCCAGGAAACCAGCGGGCCGGUGGUGGCGCUCCGCCCGCAUCUGCGCCCCUUGGCAAGGCCAAAGGGACUUCACAGAGAGCUGCCGAGCUCGAGCAGGAGUUACAUGAAUAUCAGUACAAUAUGGGUCUGCUCUUGAUUGAGAAAAAAGAGUGGGCAGCUAAAUUUGACGAAGUCACCCAAGUGCUGACACAAAAAGAGGAGAUCUUAAAGCGGGAACAAGCUGCACAUUUGAAUGCUAUUUCAGAAUAUGAAAGGCGAGAAGAAAACAUGAGGAAAUCACUGGGUGUUGAGAAACAAUGUGUAGCUGAUCUUGAAAAGGCACUACGUGAAAUUCGAUCAGAGAUAGCUGAGGUUAAGUUCACGUCUCAGAAAAAGGUAGCUGAUGCUCAAUCUCUCGAGGCUAAUUUGGAGGAAAAAUCUUUGGAGAUCGAGGGGAAGCUUCAUGCCGCAGAUGCGAAGCUUGCGGAGGCAAACCGUAAGAAGUCACAAGCUGACAGAGAUUUAGAGGAGGCAGAAGCUCGGCAACGUAGGUUGGAGAAGGAGAAGCUAUAUUUUGAGACCGAGAGGAAGGCCCGAGAGAAGCAACUCAAGGAGCAGGAGGAAUCUCUGCAGGACUGGGAGAAGAAGCUUAAAGAAAGUCAGAACAGACUCGUUGAUUUGCAGAGAUCUGUAAAUGACAGAGAGGAGAGAGCAAAUGAGAAUGACAAACUUUGUAAGAUAAAACAGGAAGAAUUGGAGGAGGCAAAAAAGACAGUGGAGUCAACUAAAAUCAUUUUGAAAACAAAGGAGGAGGAUAUUGCCAAAAGGCUGAAUGAAUUACGCUCACAAGAAAAGGAUGCUGACUCAAAGCACAAGACUUUGGAAAAAAGGGAGAAAAAGUUAUCUGAGAGGGAAGAAAAAGCUAGUACAAGAGAAAAAAUGGGGCUUCAGAAGCUUAUCAAGGAUCACGAGGUGAAGCUUGAAGCAAAAAGACGAGAUUUUGAAUUAGAGCUGGAGAGUGAGAGGAAAUCCUUUGAGGAAAAGCUGAAACAUAGGGAAGCUGAUUUGGUAAAGAAGGAAAAAGAUCUCAGUUCUCGUGAGAACAUAAUAUCUAAAAGGGAGCAAGCAUUAAAUGAAAGCAUGAAAAGGCUGGAAGAUUUGCAGAUUGACCAUGAUACUAAGUCGAAAGCUCUGAAGAAGUGGGAGGAGUCACUGAAGACUGAGAAGGAUAGCUUAUCCGAAGAAAAGCUGCAAGUGGACAAUGAACGAAAACAGGCUGAGAUGUACAGAUCAGAUAUUGAAAGGCUGAAAGCCACAAUUGAAGCUGAAAAGAAGAAAAUUUUAGAAGAACAAAACAAUUUGAAACUUACAGAGGAAGAGAGACAAGAGCACAGCAUGCUGACAGCACAACUGAAGAAGGAGAUUGAUGAGUAUAGAAUGCGAAGCAAUUCCCUCUCGGAGGAAACUGAAGAUUUGAGGAAGCAGCGGCAGAAAUUCGAAGAAGAGUGGGAGCAGCUUGAUGAAAAAAGAGCUCAUUUAGAAGAGGAGGCAAAGGUGCUCAAGAAUGAUAAAACAAAUCUAGGAAAGUGGCGUCACAAUGAAGAGAAGAGAUUCAAGGAUACACAGGAUGAAAUGGAUGCAAAAUACAAGGAGCAGCAGGAUAGUCUUGCACUCAAGGAAAAAGCUUUAUUGGAUGAUAUAAAACACCAGCGUGAGGAGAUUGAUGAAUUUCUGAAGAGAGAACGUGCUGAUCUUCAGCGUAAUUUGCAGCUCCAUAGACAUGAACUGGAGAUGGAGAUGGCGAAUAAACUAGCAAUUAAGCAGAAGGAACUGGAACAGAAGGAGGAUGAGUUAAAUAAGAGAAGGGAUUUUGUAGAAAAUGAACUAAGGCAUGCUAUUGAUUUGAACGAGUCCAAGAUUCAAAAGAUAACAUUGGAGAAAGAACAGCUGCUGAGGGAAAAAGAAGUUCUAGAGGAGGAGAAGCAAAAAUUGGAAACUGACAAGGCAGACAUUAGAAGAGACAUUGAUAGUCUUCAUGCACUCAGCAAGAGUCUGAAGGAUCGCCGAGAAGCAUACAACAGGGACAGGAAUAACCUCAUUGAUAUGUUUGAAAAGUACAAGGUGUGCAAAAGCUGUGGGGUUUCUGUUUUUGAGGGCUUUGGUGAUCUAUCUCUCAAGGAUGAUGCUGAUAUUGACCACCCAAGUUUGGCUGUUGAGGGAGAUGGUCGUUCCCCGAACACUGAUAAUUUGGCUCAAGACACAGGAACACUUGUUAAUUCAGCUGGUCGUUUCUCACUGUUGAAGAAGUGUUCAAGGCUUUUCAAGUUCUCUCCUAGGACAAAGGCCGAGCAGUCAUCGGACCAGGAAGCAGAAAUUAACAUUCCUUUUGGUGCGAGAUUAGAGGAAGCAUCACCGAGUGAAGCAGAUUAUGAGCCAACUCCUGUCUAUCAGGCAGCAAAUAAUUCUUUUGAUGCUGAGGGUCUCCCUUCUGACAGUGGAGCAAGGGGGAAUGUAGAAUUCGAAAGGCUUGAUAUAGCUGAUGAUAUCCAAAUCGAGUCUUCUGUUGGAGUUGCAGAUAAUUGUAUAGAUGUUCAUGGAACUCAGCCAUUUGCUGGUGCUAAUGACAUGGCAGUUGACACAACAAUUGCCUCUGUGGACCAAAAUGGAAAGGACUCAACGGCUGCCCCUGAAGUUGAAUUGCAACCUGAAACAUCAAAGCCUCCGAAACGGAAGGGUAAACCAAGAAGGACAAAGUCGGUUCGUGCAGUGCUUGAAGAUGCUAAAGUAGUACUUGGUGGGAAUUUUGAUGAAAAGAAUGAUGAUCAGGAAGAUUCAGUUACUGUUGGUGGUACACGGAAGAGGCGCUUUGCUGGACCAGAGAUCAGUGAGGAAGAUGAAGAAGUUAGUGAAGCACAAUCUGAAAGUGUUUCAGUUGGCGGGCAGCCUCGUAAGAGGAGGCAGCCAUCUGGCCCGUUGAUGCAAACCACAGGUGAAAAACGCUACAAUUUGAGACGCACUACAGUUGCAAAUGCCACAGCAGCAGCCCCUCCACGGGAGAAGAAGAAAGCUGUGAGGAGAGGAAAAAAGCAGACGGUAGAAACUACCGCUGAUGACACGGAAGGAACCUCUAAAGCUGCUGAUAGCAAGAGGACGGGCCCCUCUGAAUCAGCUGAUGGUGCAUCCCAGUUGCAAGAGUUCUCCCAGGCUGAAACUGUUGAUGCCCAUGCUACUGCCGGUGAGGAGUAUGGUGAUAUUGUUGUGGAUGGUGAACAAGGUGAAGAUGCGAUGCCCAUGACACCAUCAGGAAGUGAGCGUGGGGGCGUUGAAGAUGACGACGAGGAUGAUGAUGAUGAUGAUUCAGAGAGGCGAAACAAAUCGAUUGGGAAAACGCUAUGGUCUUUCUUCACGACAUAACAAGAGGAAGAAUAAUAAUUGCAUCUGAUUAGGUUGUUUCUAGCGUUUCUUGUUUUGAAUUGACGAUUCUUGGAAAUCUAGGUUGGUGUGUUUGGUGAUGAUGUAUCAGUAGAUUUUUCUUGCACUCAUUAUGUCAAAGCGUCAUGUAAUUGAGAAUGAGUAUAUCUUGUAGUAGACAGUCAAGUCAGUCAGACAUAGUUUGAUGGAUGGCGCUCACAGAAUUUAGGUGAUGCCCAUGUACUCUACUCAUAUUAUGGCAGCGAUGCCUGUAACAGUCGAGAGUUGUUGAGGUUUGUAA
Messenger RNA from Hordeum vulgare subsp. vulgare (domesticated barley), 3976 nucleotides. RefSeq names its product nuclear matrix constituent protein 1a. Lineage: Eukaryota; Viridiplantae; Streptophyta; Magnoliopsida; Poales; Poaceae. The coding region runs from base 238 to 3678 and encodes 1146 amino acids. The record is from RefSeq and is a predicted model, not a curated record. Gene Ontology annotation, cellular component: nucleus. Gene Ontology annotation, biological process: nucleus organization. The transcript is spliced from 9 exons.